Molecule: messenger RNA, 1444 nt
Organism: Gasterosteus aculeatus aculeatus (three-spined stickleback)
Lineage: Eukaryota; Metazoa; Chordata; Actinopteri; Perciformes; Gasterosteidae
Gene: cdnf
Product: cerebral dopamine neurotrophic factor
Biological process (GO): dopaminergic neuron differentiation; neuron projection development
Cellular component (GO): endoplasmic reticulum
Source: RefSeq, a predicted model, not a curated record
GCUGCUCCAACAGCCGGUCUGCUGGCUGGGACACCGUGGAGCUAAUAAUAACGACCACCGCUAACAUGUCCGUGUUGUCCCUCACCAUUCUGCUGCUCUUCAGGGGGUUCACUUUUUCUGCUGCAGGCAACUGUGAAGUGUGUGUGGACUUUCUCAACAGACUAUAUGGCAGUCUGACCUCAGCCCACAAAGAACUCACUCCGUCCCUGGUGGAGGAAGAGCUAAUCCAGGCCUGCACUGCCACUCAGGGGAAGGAGGCACGGCUGUGUUACUACCUAGGAGCCAGUAGUGAUGCAGCAACCCGUGUCACAGCAUCAGUGGCUCAACCUCUGGCCUUCCACGUCCCAAUAGAGAAGAUCUGCCAGCGCCUCAGUAGCAGAGACACUCAGAUCUGCCAGAUUAGAUAUGAGCCUCAGCUGAAGGAUCUGAGUAGCGAUGGACUCAAAAGAAUGAGAGUCUUGGAGCUGAAGAACAUUUUAGCUUCGUGGGGAGAAGAGUGUCAAGGCUGUCUGGAGAAACAUGAGUUUGUCAGCCUCAUCCAAGAGAAAGCCGCCCUGCACGUUCCUGGUAUGGAAUUAUGAAUAGUGAUUGAUUUGUCUCCACCCUUUUAUACCCCCCAAAAACAGUCAACUCACUCUUGCAUGGUUUUAGCCACACUUAAGUCAUUUAAUUUCAUCUAAAUAAAAAAUACUAAUAUGUAAAUUGCAGUCCUGCACUUCGAUUGACAUCCAGUUGGUACAUUUUCCUUCAAGGCACAUUUUGCAGCCUUUAUACCUCAUGCAAUUGGGUGUAGAAAACCUGUACAGUUAAGUUUCUCCAGCAGUGGUCUGGGAAAUUGUUCCAAAGGAUUAAAGGUUUAUGCAAAUGUUCGCUUCUAAAAUAUACAGCAUUCUUUUCUGUUGAAUUAGGCCAAAUCCAGUUUACCAAUUUGACACUACUAAAGGCUUGUUCUAGUCCUACAUGAGGAAUGUAUUGAUUUGCUUGUGAAGAUUUAUGAAAUGGGAUAAACAUAGAACAAGUUUUUAGCUGUAGGCUACAUUAUUUAAACAUCUGGGUUAGUUUGUACAGCAGGGUUUGACAAUUAAUAUUCUUAGGACAUGCAUAUUUAGUUUUUUGAAUAAUUACAAAGAGGUGCCCAAAAUACAGUCUGUUGUUAACACAAGCUUAAUAGAUUCUUAUGUUUGGAUCGAAGACAUUAAAUAUAAAAAUAAUAUAUCUGCAUUUUAAAGCUGUUACGCAUGUCAUUAAAGUUUAGCGUGGCUAAAUGAAACCUCCUAAAUUCUUCUCACCUUCACGGAUCCCAUUGUGUUUGCUUGCUCUCAUGUUACUUUGUUGGAGUUCGUUCACAGCCAGAAGCAGUUUUGACGAUGACAUUUCCCAUAUCAUAAAAGUGGUUUUAUUUGUGAAAAAUAUGUUAUUGAACAUGACUGUUUGGCAUCAUAAA